CAACUAGAAAAUGCACUUUAAUUUUAUAGAUGAUUAUUAUAGAGAUGGUAAAAAAGGGGGUAAGCAAUGAGCCAUGGAAAUUUUGUUCCCAAUUUGUUUCGGAUCUGUGUUGACAAACCCUAACCCUGAGGAGUAUGAGUGGUUACUGAGAUUGAGGAAUUGACGAAAAGGAAAGGAAAGGGGGAGAUGUACCUGAAGAAACCGCUAUGGAGUGAAACAGGGAAAGACGAUGGUGGAAGUGCAAAGACAGAAGAAGAGGAUCAUGGUGAUGGUGCAGUGAGUGAGGUCGUGAAGUCACUGCAGCAACAGAGAGUGUAUAGAGAAGUCACUCUUGCACUCAGAACUGGCCUCAGAGACGCGCGUGCCGAGUUCUCCUUUCUCCGUGUUCGCGCUCUCCGUUCCAUUCUCAAGUUCCUGCGUUCCGUUGCGGAGUCCGGUUCAACCAUCGACCUCUUUAACCAAACCCAAUCCAUUCCCCAACUCCAAGUGGUUCCGGUCUUGUUUCAUCACUCGCUCAAAGAAAGUGGGGAUGAUGAUUACAAUGAGAAGAAGAUCAAGGUAGGGGAUUUGAGUCAUAUAUUAUUUGGUGUUGAACCGAUGAAGUUGACGAGUCCAUCCACUGAUGCUGAAGUUGCGCUCGCUCUUAGAGUCUUGGAAGGGUGUUGUUUGCUUCACCCUCAGAGUACGGCUCUCGCCCAUCAACACAACGCUAUUCAGGUUUUAAUGAAUAUAUUAUCCACUCGUGGAGUGCUUGAGCAAGGUGCAUGCUUAGAUGCUCUAAUCUCAUUGAUGGUGGAUUCAUCAUCCAAUCAAAUGGAUUUCGAGAAAUGUAGUGGUAUCAUGGAAGUUGCUGACCUUCUAAGAGACAAACAACUGGAUGAAAAUCUCAGGUUAAAAUGUGGAGAGUUUUUGCUGCUGCUCAUUGGACAUGUCAAUGGAAGAGAUGCACCUCCUUUGGCAACUAUACAUGAAGAUACAAGGCGUCUUCUAGGGGAGAAAUCAGCCUCUUUGAUAUGGGCUGCUAGUCAGUUCGGCUCAACACUAGAUCCAGAGCAGAGACUAACAGCUCUUCAGAUCCAGGCUCGCAGGGUCCUUGAAUCAUUGGACUUGUACUAAAUUUUAAGGAUAGCAUCUGCAACUUUAGGCAAUUGUCAUCAUUGAUUUGAAAAAAUUUGCAGAGAAUGUGCUCCUUUUGGUUUUCGAUUUUUGUAUGUGUAUUCGCCUUUCUUAGCUACAAUAAUAAUUGCUGUUGCAAUCUGGUUAAGCUUUUACUAUUUUUAUUUUGAAGUUGUAUGCUUUUCUUCUAAAGCAACUAUUGAUGAAGGAAAGAAAGUGUGUAUUCGACUAAGUUCUUAACAUAA
Glycine soja is the source of this 1361-nucleotide messenger RNA. RefSeq lists its product as uncharacterized. The transcript has 5 exons. NCBI's taxonomy places the organism in Eukaryota, Viridiplantae, Streptophyta, Magnoliopsida, Fabales, Fabaceae. The record is from RefSeq and is a predicted model, not a curated record. The coding region runs from base 187 to 1116 and encodes 309 amino acids.